UCCCAACUCCCAACACUAACAACCAUGCAAUCAUCCAUGGACCUCGGAUUUAUCAGAACCCUCAAAGUUCUCUAACUUUUCACCUCCCUGCGACUCUGCAAUUCUCUGUCUUUCCUUUUGCUCCCUCCCUACAUCAUCUCACCUAGCACUCGCAGAGACGAAUUGAGGAGGAGGAGGAGGGUUAAAUGACUACCCCAGGGAGUAAUCGUCUGCAGCAGAUGCUGCAGUCCGCGGUGCAAUCCGUUCAAUGGACUUACAGUCUCUUCUGGAAAAUCUGCCCACAACAAGGGAUCUUAGUUUGGGGAGAUGGGUAUUACAAUGGGCCGAUAAAGACGAGGAAAACGGUGCAACCAAUGGAGGUGAGCGCCGAGGAGGCAUCACUUCAAAGGAGUCAACAGCUUAGGGAACUCUACGAGUCAUUGUCAGCCGGAGAAACCAAUCAGCCGGCUCGCCGGCCUUGUGCUGCAUUGUCGCCGGAGGACUUGACAGAGACUGAGUGGUUCUACCUUAUGUGCGUUUCCUUCUCUUUCUCACCUGGGGUUGGGUUACCAGGAAAGGCAUUUGCACGACGGCAUCAUGUGUGGCUCACCGGUGCCAACGAGGUCGAUAGCAAAACGUUUUCUAGGGCUAUUCUUGCCAAGAGCGCUCGGGUUCAGACUGUUCUAUGCAUUCCUCUCAUGGACGGAGUUGUCGAACUGGGUUUUACUGAAAGGGUACAAGAGGACCUUGGACUKAUCCAACAGGUCAAAAGCUUCUUCGUUGAACACAACCACAACCCAAAACCAGCUCUCUCCGAGCACUCGACCUCUAACCCAGCUAACUCCUCAGAGCGGUCUCGGUUCAACUCUCCUUCCCUUCCUGUCAUGUAUUCGACCGUAGACCCGCCUGUGAAAAUGAACCAAGAUAACGAGGAAGAAGAAGAAGAAGAAGAAGAAGAAGAAGAAGAAGAAGAAGACGAUGAGGACGACGACGAAGUUGAGUCAGACUCCGAAGCCCAAACGGGACCUACCAGUCACCGGAAUGCUGCGCAAGAACCUCUACGCAUAUGCGAACCGACCAGUCAGGGUGCAACAACAGCUGAAGCGGCAGCUGAGCCCAGCGAACUUAUGCAACUAGAGAUGUCGGAGGACAUUCGUAUUGGCUCGCCAGAUGAUGGGUCUAACAACCUGGACUCGGACCUACACAUGCUUGGGGUGGGCCACUCUGGAAUGCAAACUGUGCAAUCCGAUCAUCAACGCCAAGCGGAUUCCUACCGGUCCGAGUCGGCUCGUAGGUGGCCACCACAGUCGCAGGGCCAGUUUAGCAACGGUCUUCAACCACCAUCCUUGGCCCCUCAGAUGGAAGAGUUGGAACAAGAAGACAGUCACUACUCCCAAACGGUCUCCACAAUUCUCCAGCGGAAUUCCAGCCGGUGGCCGGAAAUUUCGUCGGCCGUCCACGCCGGAUGCUCGGCACAAUCCGCCUUUUCGAAGUGGAACAGCCGGAACGAUCAUCUCCUCCUCCAUCUCCCUCUAGAAGGCACGUCGCAGUGGCUCCUCAAGUACAUUCUCUUCACCGUGCCCUUCCUGCAUAACAAGUAUCGCGACGAGAACUCGCCAAAAUCCAGAGAUGGCGACACCGGGGCACGGUUCCGUAAGGGCACACCACAGGACGAGCUGAGCGCGAACCAUGUCUUAGCAGAACGGCGGCGACGCGAGAAGCUCAAUGAACGGUUCAUAAUAUUGAGAUCGCUGGUCCCGUUCGUCACCAAGAUGGAUAAGGCGUCCAUCCUGGGUGACACCAUUGAGUACGUCAAACAGCUACGGAGAAGAAUUCAGGAUCUCGAGACACGAAAUCGGCAGAUGGAGGAGAAUGAGCGACGGUCCAGAGGUGGUGGGGAAUCCCAGAAGACUAGCAGCUCGAAAGAGCAGCGGAGUGGGCCUGGGAACAGCGGGAUCACUGUACAGGAGCGGACACGGGGACUUGCCGCCGGUUCGGAUAGGAGGAAGCUGAGAAUAGUAGAAGGAACGGGCGGUGCGAAGGCUAAGGUGGUGGACGCGCUAUCGAUUGUAGGGAACACAGUUCAGGUAUCGAUCAUAGAGAGCGAUGCACUGCUGGAGUUGCAGUGCCCUUACAGGGAAGGACUUCUACUGGAUAUAAUGCAGAUGCUCCGGGAGCUCCGGUUUGAGAUCACCGCCGUCCAGUCUUCAUCUACCAACGGCAUUUUCAACGCGGAGCUACGGGCUAAGGUGAAGGAGAAUGUUAAUGGAAAGAAACCAAGUAUUGUGGAGGUGAAAAGAGCAAUACACCAAAUCAUAAAUCAAUACUGACCUUGUGUGUUUGCAGAAGUAGGAUUAUGUAACUAAGAUAAGAGAAUGAACCGUGGCUUUCCGCUGACUAACUACUGAUUCUCUCUGUGGUACUGCAACAAUGUAGUUGUCAGAUCCAUGAUGUCAAAGUGUAGUUGAAACUUGAAACUUGAAAUGCCAAAAUGUGCGCAUGUAUUAUGUAAUAUGAAAGCAAAAGCAAUUAUAUUGUUUUAUUUAUUUA
Messenger RNA from Nelumbo nucifera (sacred lotus), 2529 nucleotides. Its product is annotated as transcription factor BHLH42-like. The record is from RefSeq and is a predicted model, not a curated record. Lineage: Eukaryota; Viridiplantae; Streptophyta; Magnoliopsida; Proteales; Nelumbonaceae. Gene Ontology annotation, molecular function: protein dimerization activity.